Messenger RNA from Trichosporon asahii var. asahii CBS 2479, 1185 nucleotides. RefSeq lists its product as uncharacterized. The transcript is spliced from 4 exons. The record is from RefSeq and is a predicted model, not a curated record. Bases 1 to 1185 code for a protein of 394 amino acids. Gene Ontology annotation, biological process: coenzyme A biosynthetic process. Gene Ontology annotation, molecular function: phosphopantothenate--cysteine ligase activity. Gene Ontology annotation, cellular component: nucleus; cytoplasm. NCBI's taxonomy places the organism in Eukaryota, Fungi, Basidiomycota, Tremellomycetes, Trichosporonales, Trichosporonaceae.
AUGUCCGAAGCCGACGCCCCGACCUCGGGCACUCUUGCCGGGCGCGAGUUCACGACUGACGACUACUUCAACACGCAGACCCCGCCCGCCGGGCUCGAAGAGAAGACGAAGCGGAUGCAUGACUUCAUCCAUAAGUGGGCAGCUGUUCCCGAUAAGAAGCUCGUUGUUGUUACUUCCGGCGGCACGACCGUCCCGCUCGAGAGCAACACUGUGCGCUUCCUCGACAACUUCAGUGCCGGAACGCGUGGUGCGACCUCGGCUGAAUACUUCCUGAAGAACGGAUACGCCGUCAUCUUCCUCCACCGAACGCACUCCCUCCGCCCGUUCUCGCGACACUACUCCCACUCGCUGAACCCGUUCCUGGACCUUCUCGAGAUUGCGCCGUCGUCGUCGCCGAACGCCGCUGAUGGAUCCGAGAUCCGUGUCCAGAGCGAGCAGGCGCUGAAGCUUCUCCCUGUCCUCAAGGCGUACAACAAGGCGCACGAAGAGGGAUCCCUGCUGGGUAUCGAGUUCCAGACAGUCAACGACUACCUCUGGCUCCUACGCAACGUUGGACAGGAGAUGCAGCCCCUUCAGCGCCGUGGUAUGUUCUACCUCGCAGCGGCCGUCUCAGACUUCUUCCUUCCCGAGGACCGCGUGGCCGAGCACAAGAUCCAGAGCAAGAAGGGCUCGCUCUCGCUUGAAAUGGACCAGGUGCCGAAGGUGCUCAAGCCACUGGUGCAGGAGUGGACGCCCGAAGGCUACACUGUUUCGUUCAAGAAUCUCCUUGUGCCGAAGGCCAAGGCUGCGCUCUCUCGCUACGGACACCAACUCGUGAUCGGUAAUGAACUGCACAAGCGCAAGCACGAGGUCGUCUUCAUCGAGCGAGUAUCCCGUGCCAAGUCGCUCGGCAACCCCGCAAUCAUGGGCGCCGAGACCCCGCCACUGCGCAGCACGCACCCUUCGUCCGCCGCUCUGUCCUCGCUCGCGUUGACUGACGGAGGGGAGCAGCCGGAGAAGGAGGAGUUCCGCGAGACGUGGCUGUACCUGGACAAGCUGGCUAAGGGCCGUGUCCCGGGGCCUGACGAGUUCGAGCCCGAGAUUGAGGAGUACAUCAUCACGGAGCUUGUCAAGAGGCAUCAGGACUGGAUCAACGAUGCCGGACCGCUCAAGAGCAGGCUUGCCGAGCUUGCCAAGGGCCAGUAG